CUAAAAGGUUGAAAAGGAAGGCCAUUGGACUUGUAGCUAAGCCAUUGGAGUUUGGUUGCAGUGUCUGCAAGUGCUCUAUAUUCAUCUUCUAUUGAAGAACGAGUGACUACCUACUGCUUUUUGGACCUCAACUAAUUAAGAUUUGACCUAAAAAGAUGCAUAAACCGGUCACUGGUCUUUUGAUUUUAGGACAACUAGCCUAGUCUAACCUGGGAAGGCAUCAAGUUUAAGAUCUAAAGAUGUUGAGAAGAACAACCCUUAACUAGAGUUGACUUUAUGUAUAUGAGUAGAUGACAAGUAACUUGUUCAUGUAUGGUUGUCAUCAGUGGAUAAGUCUUAGUUUAUUCAUUAUGUAGCUUAUAUUUGGUCUUGUUGUGCAGAGAUAUGAUGAACAACUAGCGGCCGAACCUCGUCCCACGCAGCCCAUGCACGCCCAAGUUGGCACGUGUCAGUCCGACUAAACUCUGAAGCCCCCAAUCCACGUUAGAGUUAGUUUGAGUGUUUAUUAUUAUUAAUGUUGUUGGCUGGUUUGGAAAAGUGAUGACUCGAUAUUUGCACAUGUUUUCCCCUUUGUUUUUUGAUCGUUUAAGCUUUCAUUAUCGCUUCUUUGGCCUAUUUUAAGCUAAUUUGUGUUCAUUUGUCACAUUUUAGGUCCUAGCAUGUAAAGUGAAGCAUGGGCGCAAGUUUCAAGUCAUCAGAGAUCAAUUGGCGAUUCGAGAGAAGAAACUCGGGCAUGUCCUAAAGAAGAAUGGAUUUCUACAUCAUUUUAUGGAUAAAAAAUCGUGUAAACUUGUCAUGAAAAGAAAGAGUACGAAACUAAGAGUGUCUGGGAUCAAACGACGACUGAUUCAGAGUCCGGAUGAGGGAGAUAUGAAGCAUCAAAGGUAGCGGAAGAAACACGGGCAGACUACCCUAAAAGCACGGUCGUGUUUCAUCUGGCCCCCGCCAGUGUUUUUUAUGCCGAAGCUGACUCUUGAAGAAUGCUGAAGGGAUGCAAAACACGGGCAGACGAAAGCACAGCCUGCGAAACACGACCGUGUUUUUGUCCCUGCUCGGGUAUAAGUCUGUUUUCUGCGAUUUUAGAGAGAGAGGGUUGGGUUUUGGAUUCCAAACACCUAAGGGACGAACCAAAGAGAGAGAGGGCGAUUUGAGGGCACUCUUGGAGUGGAAUUGGAGGAUUUCUUUGCCUUGGAAGCUCGAGGAACAAGUCCGAACUUGAAGACUGAUCAUCUGAAGAUUCUUACUGCAGUCUCUCUCUUCUCUAUGGAGUAACUUCCCUUCACUUAGGUUUUGAGGAACCCUAACUAUGUUUUUUUUCUUGGAUGAUUGUAUGAGUACUCUCACUUGAUAAUCUUGAGUUCAUAUUCAAUCUAUAUAUGUUUUCAUGAUUCAAUUAUGCUUUAGUCAAGAUUAUUGAUUCUGCUUUGAUCUUAUGAGAGCGAAUACCUGAUUAGGUCAAUAGAGCGCCAUAGAUUGAUAGUAUUGGAUCGAUUGAUUUAGUCAAGGGUCGAUUCACUGCUUUGUAUCGAUUGACAACCUCAUCCGAUAGAGGGAAUUUAGUUCAGAAUGCCUUGAUCGGUUGUUCUAGAGAAGGAUAUGUCCCUCUAGGCAAUUGACUCAAGAGGGCCUUGUUCCUUUAGUCGAGACUCAAUGUCUAGUUAAGGAUUCUCUGCAUUGUGAAUGAAAGUGAAACAUGUUAUAGAUCAUCAAUCAUUAAUCUGGCUAGUGGCUAGGGGGAAUCAUACCUAAGUGAGUUCCCAACCUGUAAUUAGAUUAACUUUAACUGUAGUUUGCUAUAGUAGUUUUAGUUGUUCCAUCUUAAUCUCGUUUGCAAGAUAACGAACUAAAGCUGAGUAAUAGUAACCCUAGUGAUUCGUGGGUUCGAUAUUUAUAACUUGAGCCACUAUACCGCAGUCCCUUUCAUUGGUUACAUUUGGCCUUUGUUAGAAGUUGUGCCAUAGCGAGUCAAAAAGGAUUAUCAUUGUACGAACUAUUUAAGAAGGUUUUGUCGUGAAAUAAAGUUAACAAUGACCCAAAUAAAAGGCCCUUUUGCGUCCAGCAGGAAAACUCUCAAACCGAGAGCUUCGGUUCAUCAAUUGGUAUCAGAGCCAUGGUCCUCGACCUAGCCCCGAUCUGCACACUAAAGCUAUGCACGUUGGCGAUACGUGAGGAUAUCACGGCGACUGGUGCACAGCUGGCUGUGACAUUGAAGCAACUCAAGGCUCAAUGCCGCGAGUGGGAAUUAAACGAUGACGCGCAAACCCCCCAUGGCAAGGUGCGCAACGACGAUAAUGACGAGGCCUGCAUCGACGCUAGUGUGAUGAAGGCAACGACCGACUCAACAAUAUCUCUCCAUGCGGCUACCGGGGUUUCGGGACUGAAAACCCUAAGGUUCCAGGCGCAAAUCAAGGGAGUUCCUAUAGUGGUGUUGGUCGACAGUGGAUCAACCCAUAAUUUCAUCUCUGAAGCUAAAGCGGAAGAGAGUAAGCUGGCCUUGGAGCCAAUCGAGCCAUUCGUCGUGCGUAUUGCAAAUGGAGAACGAUUGCGUUGUGAGGCUAAAUGCCCUAACGUACAAAUCGAGAUACAAGGAACAACAUUGGUGGUAUUAUUGUUUGUGCUACCCAUUCGCGGCUUGGACAUGGUGUUGGGCGUACAAUGGUUGGAAGAAUCGGGUAUAGUAAUUUGUGAUUGUAAGGCCCUAACGAUGAAGUUCAAGUGACGGGAUAAAGACUGUAAGUUACA
Linum trigynum is the source of this 2742-nucleotide messenger RNA. The record is from the annotation of a GenBank genome assembly. NCBI's taxonomy places the organism in Eukaryota, Viridiplantae, Streptophyta, Magnoliopsida, Malpighiales, Linaceae.